AUGGCGACUGUUCAAGAAGUGAAGCUCUUCGGAAAGUGGACGUUCGAUGACGUCGAGAUCAACGACAUUUCGUUGGAGGAUUACAUUGCCGUGAAGCCGAAGUACGCCGUGUACGUCCCGCACACGGCCGGGCGCUUCGCCGCCAAGCGCUUCCGCAAGGCGCAGUGCCCGAUUGUCGAGCGUCUGGUUAACUCGCUCAUGAUGCACGGUCGCAACAACGGUAAGAAGCUUAUGGCUGUCCGCAUCGUGAAGCACGCGAUGGAGAUCAUUCAUUUGCUCACCGACCAAAACCCGGUGCAAGUCAUCGUCGACGCGAUCAUCAACUCCGGUCCGCGCGAAGACGCAACGCGCAUCGGCUCUGCGGGUGUCGUCCGUCGUCAAGCGGUCGAUCUGUCCCCGCUUCGCCGCGUGAACCAAGCCAUCUAUUUGCUCACCACUGGUGCUCGCGAAGCGGCCUUCCGCAACGUGAAGACCAUUUCGGAGUGCUUGGCUGAUGAGUUGAUCAACGCGGCGAAGGGCUCGAGCAACUCGUACGCCAUCAAGAAGAAGGAUGAAUUGGAGCGUGUCGCGAAGGCGAACCGAUAA
This is a messenger RNA of Ostreococcus tauri, 585 nucleotides long. Its product is annotated as Ribosomal protein S5/S7, eukaryotic/archaeal. The coding region runs from base 1 to 585 and encodes 194 amino acids. NCBI's taxonomy places the organism in Eukaryota, Viridiplantae, Chlorophyta, Mamiellophyceae, Mamiellales, Bathycoccaceae. Gene Ontology annotation, cellular component: ribosome; cytosolic small ribosomal subunit. Gene Ontology annotation, biological process: translation; ribosomal small subunit assembly. Gene Ontology annotation, molecular function: structural constituent of ribosome; rRNA binding; mRNA binding. The record is from RefSeq and is a predicted model, not a curated record. The transcript has 3 exons.